AAAAAAACAUCAUCAUCGCUGUUGGUGCGGGGGGUCACGAACUAUGACCUUUAACAGGAGAAAAACACAACAAUUAUUUUUGUAAAACAACCGGGCGCCUUAAAGCGGUGAGCGCCGUCCCUCCUAGAUCUUGCUAAUGACUCCACAUGAUUAUGGCGACCAACCUGAAUCUGCUCGUUCAGCAGAAAGCAGACUCUGAGCAUGAGACAGAGGGGUCAUGCUCUCCAUCAGAUCCAGUGGUGGGUGAGUCUCCCCAGCGCUUUCAGGUCAUCUCUGCUGAGCCUGACACCACACCACAGAGAAUACAGAUUGUAACCGACCAGCAGACGGGUCAGAAGAUCCAGAUAGUGAGAGCAAUGGACCCGUCCAGUGCUCCAAAGCAGCAGUUCAUCUUGACCACUGCUGACAGCUUAGGAGCAAGCAAGGUUAUCCUGGCUUCACCAGAGACACACAACACAAAGCAGGUCAUCUUUACUGCUGCAGACAGUCUAAGGCCAGGAAGGAUACAGAUUGUCACAGAUCCUGUUUCAAUGGAGCGGUUGUUAGGACAGUCAGGAGAUUUGAGCCGAUCUCAGCCUGUGGAGUAUUGUGUGGUGUGUGGGGACAAAGCUUCAGGGCGUCACUAUGGAGCUGUUAGCUGCGAGGGAUGCAAAGGUUUCUUCAAGCGUAGUGUGAGGAAGAAUCUAACCUACAGCUGUCGCAGCAAGCAGGACUGUAUCAUCAACAAACACCACCGCAACCGCUGCCAGUUCUGCCGGCUCAGAAAAUGCCUUAAGAUGGGGAUGAAAACUGAUUCUGUACAGAGUGAGAGGAAACCCAUCGACAUUGUGCCCAGAGAAAGACACGCCAACUGUGCUGCUUCCACCCAGAAGAUCUACAUCCGCAAGGAUCUUAAUAGCCCACUUAUCGCCACACCAACCUUUAUCUCUGACACAGAUACAGAUGGUUCAAGCCUGCUGGACCAGGGGAUGCUGGUUAAUAUCCAGCAGCCGGUUAUUCAAGCUGAUGGAACGUUGCUGCUGGCGACAGACUCCAAGAUGGAUUCUGGGCAGGGAGACCUGGGGACUUUAGCCAAUGUAGUGACAUCACUCGCCAGCCUGAGUGACUCACUAAGAGAAAACCUGAACAAUGGUGAUACCUCAGACAGCCAGCAGGAGGGGCAGUCUGCAACAGAGAUAACACGUGCCUUUGACACUCUGGCCAAAGUAUUCAACCCACCUGAUGCAGGGGUGGAAGAGAACCCGUCUGAAAAGCCGCAGUGUGUCAGUGGAACCACCAUCCAACUGAUUGGACGGGACCAGGAGACACCCAUCAUUGAGGUGGAGGGACCGCUGCUCACAGACAGCCAUGUUAGUUUUAAGCUGACCAUGCCCAGCCCCAUGCCAGAGUAUUUGAAUGUACACUACAUCUGUGAGUCGGCGUCCAGACUUCUCUUCCUCUCCAUGCACUGGGCGCGCUCCAUCCCUGCCUUCUUAGCUCUUGGUCAGGAGGCAAACACCAGCUUGGUACGUGCUUGCUGGAACGAGCUGUUCAUUUUGGGCCUUGCUCAAUGCACUCACGUGAUGAACCUAUCAACCAUCCUUGCAGCCAUCAUUAACCAUCUCCAAAGCAGCGUCCAGGACGAAAAAUUCUCUGGGGAGAGGGUGAAGCAGGUGAUGGAGCACAUCUGGAAGUUCCAGGAGUUCUGUAACAGCAUGACACGGCUGGAGACUGACAGCUAUGAGUAUGCCUACCUAAAGGCUAUAGUGUUGUUUAGUCCUGACCACCCAGGUGUAGAUAGCAGUGGCCAAGUUGAGAAGUUCCAAGAAAAAGCUCUCAUGGAGCUACAAGACUAUGUGCAAAAAACAUAUCCUGAAGACACAUACAGAUUAACACGUAUCCUGACCCGUCUGCCUGCCCUCCGUCUCAUGAACUCAAGUAUCACAGAAGAGCUCUUCUUCACUGGCUUGAUAGGCAACGUCUCUAUUGACAGCAUCAUUCCCUACAUCCUCAAGAUGGAGACGGCGGAGUAUAGCAGCCAGGAAUUAGACUCCCCAGAUUGAAAACACUCCAAGGUCUCAAAAAUGGGCUAAGUUUGAAAGUCUUAUUUUCAGGUAUUUUUUCUCUAGAUGGCUGUAGUUGAACUACAAAUCCUUGUUUUCUAGCUUUAUUAAGGGAACGCCUGCUGGAUUUAGCGUAACGUGGCAUUGGAAAACACGGAUGAUGGGGAAUGUUUUCUGCAUUAGAUUCUGUGAGUUCCUGUUAACCACAAGGAAAAAAAAAACUUUCAGCUGUAACUGCUUCACUAUUAUUUAUGCCUAGACGGUAUUUAACACCUCAGCCCCAUUAUUUAAAAAUUUGACCAUUUAAAUAAUUGUUUAAAAUUUAAAUAAGCCUUAAAUUCUUUAAUGUUGAUGAAAUACAUGUUAACUGUGUGGUACUACCCUUUAAUCCAAAAA
Messenger RNA from Cyprinodon tularosa, 2438 nucleotides. RefSeq names its product nuclear receptor subfamily 2, group C, member 2 (gene nr2c2). Lineage: Eukaryota; Metazoa; Chordata; Actinopteri; Cyprinodontiformes; Cyprinodontidae. Gene Ontology annotation, biological process: anatomical structure development; positive regulation of transcription by RNA polymerase II; positive regulation of embryonic development. The coding region runs from base 147 to 2042 and encodes 631 amino acids. The record is from RefSeq and is a predicted model, not a curated record. Gene Ontology annotation, molecular function: nuclear receptor activity; zinc ion binding; RNA polymerase II cis-regulatory region sequence-specific DNA binding. The transcript is spliced from 15 exons.